Molecule: messenger RNA, 4991 nt
Organism: Danio aesculapii
Lineage: Eukaryota; Metazoa; Chordata; Actinopteri; Cypriniformes; Danionidae
Product: A disintegrin and metalloproteinase with thrombospondin motifs 8
Exons: 9
Coding region: 313-3096 (927 amino acids)
Biological process (GO): extracellular matrix organization; proteolysis
Molecular function (GO): metalloendopeptidase activity; zinc ion binding
Source: RefSeq, a predicted model, not a curated record
UCCAGAGACAGUCCUGUGGACUAAAGAGCUCAGGAACUUGGCUCCGAUUUUAGCUAUAAUUCAAUCUGUACUCCAAGUAAGGCUGCAUUGGGUUUAUUCAGUUUAUUGUUUUAUUCAAAACAGAUUUAAGCUAUAGUGAAGGCAUGUGCUGGAUAGUAAUCAUAAACGUUAAUAAUAUUAAUAUAAUAUUAAUAUAAGUGAAAGUGCUUCAGUAAGGUUUAUGAAAGUUUGUCAGUCACAUUAGAUUAGUUUAUCAAUAAGUUAUAAAUAUUAUCGAUAUUUUUUAUUUAGGAAUAGCGGUGUUUUAAUAAAAUGUGGUCGUGUUUAGUUAUAUUUGUUUGCCUCUUCGCUGAAACAUCUGCUCACUCGUUUGAGACUGAAGAGAUUGUACCUGUUCGGCUGACUGGAAGAAGCGGUGGACGAGUAGCAAAGAGGAGUGAAAUGCAGCCCAGCUUCAGGCUCUCGGCUUUCGGCAGGAAUUUCACACUCAAUUUGACACCGGACAGCACCUUCAUAUCGCCAGCGCUGAAAGUUUACCGCGUCAAAGUCAAACCACAAGAAAAGUCAACCAGCAACCUGACAGAUUUUUAUCAAUCCUUUAAUCAGACUGAGGAGACUGGGACAGAGUUUUUAAAAGGCUGCUUUUACACCGGCUCUGUUGACUCCAGUGAAGACUCAGUCGUUUCUGUCAGCUUAUGUCGUGGGAUUUUAGGAUCGUUUAUUUCAGAUGGUAAAGAAUAUCUAAUUGAACCGAAACCUUUCGGUUUGGGGACUAAUGGAAAGUUAACUGAGCAGCUGCAUGUCAUUAAAAGGAGACGUUUUGCAAAGUCCUCGCAGGUUUCUAAACAGCUGUCAGAUAUGAGAGAUGAUCUUCAAAACUCAAGUAUCCAGAUGCCAUCUAAGCGCAGACGCUUUGUCUCAACGCCCAGGUUUAUUGAGACGCUGGUUGUGGGUGACGCCUCCCUCACACACUUCUAUGGAGACGAGAUCAAGCACUACAUGCUGACCUUGAUGUCAGUGGCCGCUCAGGUUUACAAACACCCCAGCAUUAAGAACUCCAUCAACAUCGUGCUUGUGAAGAUGCUAAUUGUGGAGGAUGAAGAGGUCGGGCCGUCCAUCUCCAGUAAUGGAGGCGUCGCUCUGCGUAGCUUCUGUGCCUGGCAGCAGCUCUUCAACCCGUCCAGCCACAGGCAUCCGGAGCAUUACGAUACAGCCAUACUGUUCACUAGAGAGGACAUCUGUGGACAUCAGAGUUGCGAGACGUUGGGUGUAGCUGAUGUUGGAACCAUGUGUGACACUAAAAGGAGCUGUUCUGUGAUUGAAGACAACGGCCUUCAGGCGGCUUACACAACUGCACAUGAGUUAGGUCAUGUUUUGAGCAUGCCUCAUGAUGACACUAAGAGCUGUGAGCAGCUUUUUGGACAUCUAGGCGCGCAUCAUAUCAUGGCUCCUGUAUUCACUCAGCUCAGUAAAACCUCACCCUGGUCUCCCUGCAGUGCUUUGUACAUCACUGAGUUUUUCGACAACGGACAUGGAGACUGUUUACUGGACGCCCCUGAGACCACAGUGGCUUUACCCACUGAGCUGCCAGGCCUAACUUACAGUCUGGACCGCCAGUGCCAGCAGAUAUUUGGAGAGGAGUUUUCACAUUGUCCCAACACCUCAUCCAGCGAAGUGUGUGAGCGGCUUUGGUGUCAACAGGAGGGCCGAUCUAUGUGCACGACCCGAAAUGGGAGUCUGCCCUGGGCGGAUGGCACAAGCUGUGGCACCAACAGGACCUGUCUGAACAGUGUGUGCAUGUCCUCUGAGGAUGUCCUGAGGCCGCAGCCGGCUGUGGAUGGAGGUUGGGGUGGGUGGGGAUCUUGGCAGCCGUGCUCCAGGUCAUGCGGAGGUGGAGUGAUGUUCUCCUACCGAGAGUGCAAUCGACCGUCUCCUCAAAACGGAGGAAAAUACUGCGUGGGCCAGAGAGUCAAUUACCAGUCCUGCAACAAACAGGCCUGUGAGAAUACCCGAGGAAAAAGUUUUCGAGAGGAGCAAUGUGAAAAGUACAACAAUCCCAAUCACUUUGAUAUUCAUGGCAAUGUGAAGCAGUGGAUACCAAAAUACGCUGGAGUGUCGUUACGGGAUAGAUGUAAACUCUUUUGCAGAGCACGAGGCAGCAGUGAAUUCAGAGUGUUUGCACCUAAGGUGAUUGAUGGAACCUCAUGUGGUCCUGAUACCACAUCAUUCUGUGUGCAAGGCCAGUGUAUCAAAGCUGGUUGUGACCUGGAGAUCGAUUCUAGUAAGAAGCUGGACAAAUGCGCCGUGUGUGGAGGAAACGGCCAGAGCUGCAGGAUGAUAUCUGGCUCCUUCAAUAAAGUCAUCCAUGGAUAUAGGGACAUUGUGACAAUUCCAAGUGGAGCCACUAACAUUAACAUCAAACAGCAGAGCCAUGGAAGUAUACCCCAUGAUGGCCAUUACCUGGCUGUACGAAGAGAAAAUGGCGAUUACAUCUUGAACGGGAACUUCUCUGUAUCCACGGUGGAGCAGUAUAUUCCGGUGCUGGGCGCUGUUCUGAAGUACAGUGGCUCUUCUACAACACUAGAGAGACUUCAGAGCUUCCGGCAGCUUCAGGAGCCCAUCACAAUACAACUGCUCUCCACCGUUGCUGAAUCCAUCCCACCGAAGGUCAAAUACACCUUUUACAUCCCUAAAAGCAUGACGUUCAGCAAACCAAAAGACAAAAAGAUUGCAGGCAAGUUGAUUCAUCCCUUUGGGGUGCCACAGUGGAUCUCGAGCGAGUGGUCCGAAUGCUCCAAAACAUGUGGUUCUGGGUGGUCCAGAAGAAAUGUGGAAUGUAAAGACAAUGCUGGCUUCUAUUCAAACCACUGCAAUAAAGAUCUCAGACCGUCUGAUAUCAGGCCUUGCGCAGAUCUGCCGUGUCCCAUAUGGCAGAUAGGACCUUGGUCUUCAUGCUCUCAAACUUGUGGCCACGGGGAACGACAGCGCAAGAUUCUCUGCAUCGAUUACACUGGGAAGACUGCAGAGCCAGAGAACUGUGACCCUGCCAAGAUGCCUGAAUCUGUAUCUGAAAACUGUUUCUACCAAGGGUGCUGAGGACUUCAUCUGCAGUAAAUGAUUCAGUUGUUCAGACGUUCCUGUGAACCGAAAGAUUACCAUUUGACCAUGCUUCAGGUUGGAGCAGGAAAUUUUCAGUUUUAGACAGAAUAUGAUUGACGUGUGGAGUGAGCUUGGUUAUAAAUGUUGCACAGAUUAAUCAGUUGGGCUUUGGUUUUUCCAAAUUUAUAUAUUUAUAACCACUAUUGAUGCAAUAGAUAUCUACCUCAUCAAUGCUUUAUUGCAGUUUCCCUAACUUCUAACUCCUAGAUCCUGUUCACACUUGGUUUUAAGAAGCAUUUGGUCACCCAAACACAAGUGGAUGAUGCUAAAUGCAGGUGCAAAUGGGGACUGACGCGUUUUGUGCUUGUUCGUGCAAGUUGAAAACACAUCAUAUCAGAUUGCUUUCACAGUUUAUAUGCUCAUGUGGUAGAAUGCAUUUCAACAGCCGUAUAAAACUACCUAUUCUUCAUCUACUGAUGUAAUUCCAAAUCAUUAUGGGAUGCAUUAUUAAAAUGAACUAAUCACUGUCACAAUGGACUAAAGUUUACUGUCGAACGAGAAUUUUAAUUUCUUGAUUCUGACACAAACCCAACGUGUUGGGCAAACAUUUCAAAGACGUCUAAUGGACAUCCAACAAAUACAAAAUAGAAUAGACAAAUACACAGAUUUCACAUGUGUAGUCAUUCAUUCAUGUCUAUUUGAUGACUUUUCUGUGUUUAAACGUGUUAGACGUUUAUUAGAUUUUCAACAUUUAGCUUAGAGCUCUUGAGGAAUUUCGAGAGGAGCAUGUGAUAUAAUUGAUCGUGGCUGGUUUCUCAUCUACAAUCAUUAAUAAACCAAUCAGAUUAUUCCAGACUCACAAUAAAUAGCCCGUCUCGCCUAAAGCUGCGGUCACACUGCCCGUUUCUCCCCAUAGACUUCCCUUCAUACGCAUGCAAAUGCGUCAGACUGGAAACCGCAGAUCGUGCGAAAAGUUUCGCAGUACGCUGCAUUGGAAAAUUCAAGCUUGGUGAUCUCUGACCUGCAAAAUUGCAUCACAUGAUUGCGUGAGACUAAUCGAAGAUUAAAACAUGACCUCUUUGGACAGAAAUUUAAAACAUGGACCCAUCGCUCGCUUUUGUAAGUGUCUAAUCAUCUUGUUUAAUCCUGCCCAUUUUCACAGUGCUGUACGACAGAAUUUCGCAAGCUCAAACUCUAGUGUGACCGCAGCUUUAUUCCUUUAUCUUCAUUUUUGAAGAAUCCACCGCAUUUUCCUUAUUUACCAGGAGGAGCUCUCAAGAACUACCUGAUCUCGUACCCCCUUACAGUACAUGCUUUUUGACCAGGCGGGAGCCCUGGGCUCAAUUAUCUCAGAGCUCAGGGUUCUCUCCUGGGACAGCACGCCAAACCUGCUAUUAAUAUAAAGCAAUAUCUAAGUGUGAACUCUGGAAACAUCUUUUAAACACACACAGAAAAAAUAGCAUCUCUGUAAAUUGCAUAAGCUUAUUUUGUAACAUUAGAUCAACAAAUCAAGAAAAGUCCAUAUAAUGCAGUCAUCCAUAGACCCUUACCUUAAAGAAAUAAGAUAAGUGGUUGAAAGUGAAAAGAAGAGAUGGAUUUAACAAAAGUGUAAACAUAAAUGCAUCUUUAUUUACUUUUGAUCCGGUCAACCACAACAGAUGUUUGCUGUAAACAGGGCCUCGGUCGUUUUUUGGAGCAUUCCACAAUAAUUAUGGUAUGAUUUUAAAUACAUAUGUUAUGAUUUUAAACCAUAUAAUCCAAGACAGAUCAGCGAGGAUUUUCACAUUUCAUUUCAUCUUAUGCUGACAUUUUUAAAAAGUAAAAAGAAAGGAAAUAAAAUCCUUUUAUAUUUGUACAUUCAGUUGUACACAUUAGUAUUGCAAAAUGAAAUU